CGUCAUGGCGGCGCUCGGUGGCGGCUGGUUCUUGGCUCUGGCCUUCGGGGUCACGUUGCUCAAAUUGCUCCUCAUGCCCACGUAGUGAUCUCAAAGCGGCUUCCAUAGCAAGAAGAAAACAAUAAAAAUUUCAACAGUAUCAAUAAAUGACACCACAAAAUAAGUUCAAAUCUCAAAUCAAUCUAGUCUGCAAAAGCUAGAGAAAACAUAUAUAUAUAGAGAAACACAAACAUACAGUAGGGCGCCAUCAUUGUAUGACCAAAACAUCUGGAGGGCACUGCAUUGGCUACCACUGCCUUACUGUAACUAAGCCAAAGUACGUGUCAGUGAAAUAAGUGCAUGUUCUUUUCAUGCCUUCACACACCCCCAUUCUUCAUGUCUAUUUUAGAUUGUAAUUCCCUUGGGUUAGCGACCUGUCAUACCUCUUGUAAAGAGCUGAGCGCAUAGAUGGUGCUAUAUAAGUAAUAGUUCUUGAUAAGUUGCAACUGCCAGAUAUACCAGCUGUUGCCUCCUGCCUACCACAAAAAUAUUUUAGUCUCUGGUCCAUUAGGAGAAGGGUAUAAGGGAGCAGAUAUAUAGAUACAGAUAUUCUAAUUCUCUGCAAGAGAUCCCUUCAAAUUAUCUCUUCAAGAAACCCUACCCUAACUAGCGAUUGAGUCAAACCAAGAGGUGCAGUAGUGCCAAGUUAAUGAGGUCAUGAGUGAUUGCAUGCAGAUCUCAUUGAGGGGUGUUAGACUUCUGGGUUUCCAGGUGAUAGAAUGUAAAGCUCUUCACUGCAUCAAUUCCAAUCAGUGUCUGUUAGGUUUAAUAACGCAGGAGAAGUGAGCUCUGUCAAAGUACUAAAAAAAAAAUGUGGCUGUAUCUGAGAAAAUGAGUAUGUCAUGCUGGUGUCAGCGAUGGCUAUUGCAAGAUGUGGUCAGGCGAAAAACUGACUUGCGUGGGAUGUAUUUUGGUAGGGAAUGCAAUUGUGAUGCGAUUGCCUGCUUUAACCCAAUUGCAAAUUAAGAACACAAAAGCUCUGCUGGAUCAGAACAAAGGCUCCUCUAGUUUAGCUUCCUGUUCUCACAGUGGCCAAAUAGAUGCAUAUGGAAGCCCACAAGGAGGACCUGAGCACCACAGCACUCUCUCCACUUGUCACUCCCAGCAACUGAUAUUCAGAGCAUGCUGCCUCCACUCUUGAGUCAUUCCACAGAUUUUGAAGUACACAGGAACUGGCUUGCCAUCACCCACAGCUUACCAGUCUCUCAGUGGUAUUAUGAGGCGACUUCUGAGUGGACCUUGGACUACCCUCCCUUCUUUGCAUGGUUUGAGUACGCACUUUCUCAUGUUGCAAAAUACUUUGACAAAGAGAUGCUGGUCAUCCAAAACCUCAACCAUGCCAGCCAGCCAACCGUUAUUUUCCAAAGGCUUUCGGUCGUCUUUACAGAUGUGCUCUUCAUCUAUGCAGUUCACGAGUGCUGUAGAUGUAUAAAUGGGAAGCAAGGUGUAAAGGAGCCUUUGGAGAGCCCUCAAUUCGUUCUUUCAGUUCUCCUUUUGUGGAACUUUGGCCUCUUAAUUGUGGACCACAUUCAUUUUCAGUACAAUGGUUUUCUGUUUGGAUUCAUGCUGCUCUCUGUUGCGCGGCUAUUCCAGAAAAGGCACUUGGAAGGAGCUUUCCUUUUUGCUGUCCUUUUGCACUUCAAGCAUAUCAACCUCUAUGUAGCUCCAGCGUAUGGCAUGUACCUCCUACGGUCCUACUGCUUCACAGCAAAUAAUUCAGAUGGGUCCCUCCAAUGGCGCAGUUUCAGUUUUCUUCGCUUAGCUGCCCUGGGAUUAAUUGUCUGCUGUGUUUCUGCCCUUUCGUUGGGACCAUUCAUUGUCUGGGGCCAGCUUCCUCAGCUCCUGUCUCGCCUCUUCCCUUUCAAAAGAGGCCUUUGCCAUGCAUACUGGGCUCCAAACUUCUGGGCACUAUACAAUGCCCUGGACAAAGCUCUCUCAGUCAUUGGUCUGAAAUACCAAUUCCUUGACCCUGCAAAGAUGCCUAAGGCUGCUAUGACUGGAGGGCUGGUCCAGGAAUUUCAACACACUAUCCUUCCUUCAGUGACGCCAUUAGCAACGUUAACUUGUACUGCCGUCUCUAUGCUGCCCUCUGUUUUCUGUCUUUGGUUUAAACCCCAAGGGCCGAGAGGCUUCCUGCGGUGCCUGGUUCUGUGCGCGCUGAGCUCCUUCAUGUUCGGGUGGCAUGUGCAUGAGAAAGCAAUCCUUCUUGCCAUUCUUCCUUUGAGCUUGCUGGCUGUAGAGAGAUCCAGAGAUGCUGGUGUCUAUCUGGUCCUGUCUACUACUGGCCAUCUUUCCCUCUUUCCUCUACUGUUUACAGUGCCAGAGCUGCCCAUUAAAAUACUGCUCAUGCUGCUCUUCACGGUGUAUAGCUUCUCCUCGCUGAAGGCCGUCUUCAGGAAAGAAGGUCCUCUGCUUAACUGGUUGGAAACAAUCUACCUCAUCGGGCUGAUACCUGUGGAAAUCGUCUGUGAAAUUGUGUUGCCUUUCACCAGCUGGAUACUCAAAUUUCCCUUCCUCCCUUUAUUGCUCACCUCUGUAUAUUGUGCUCUAGGUGUCAUGUAUGCUUGGCUCAAACUGUACGUCUCUGCCUUCACGGGACCACCUGCUGCCAGGCGAAAGGAAGAAUAAUGAUGUUUACAAUGGGCUUAAGUCCACAAGGUUCCUUCCAUAAAAAUAACCACCAACUCAUGCCAAAUGGUGCUUACUCUAGCACACAGAGUGCCAUGCACUGUUCAUUUAGGAGUGCACUCAGAAGCAAGAAUGUUGGCAAAUACAUCCUUAAAGAAGCAGGAGCAAUUCCCAGUGUGAAAAGAGAAGAAAGUCAAUGAGGAAAGGAGCCUGGUUUACAAAAGGACUCUUAAUUGGAGGGUUUUUUAAAAUAGAACUGGGCUCUUGGCUUUUUUUAUUUUUACCUUCAGUUUCAGUAAACCAAAUACUAGCUAUCUUUAAUGAUUCCAAUCUUGCUUGUAACCUGCAAGGAUACUUGUGUGUAUUACAGGACCACUGUUCUCCAGCCAAGAAAUUGGCUGCCAUCCUAAACCCACUUACCUAGGCAUAAGCCCCAUUGAGUUCAAUAGGACUUACUUCUGAGCUGAUGUCAUUAGGAUUGCAUUGUCAUUUACAAUCAAGUGGGGUGAAAAAUGUGAACUAAAAUGUUUGCUUUUAUAAAAAAAAAUAA
Molecule: messenger RNA, 3217 nt
Organism: Rhineura floridana
Lineage: Eukaryota; Metazoa; Chordata; Lepidosauria; Squamata; Rhineuridae
Gene: ALG8
Product: ALG8 alpha-1,3-glucosyltransferase
Exons: 14
Coding region: 1162-2667 (501 amino acids)
Biological process (GO): protein N-linked glycosylation
Cellular component (GO): endoplasmic reticulum membrane
Molecular function (GO): dolichyl pyrophosphate Glc1Man9GlcNAc2 alpha-1,3-glucosyltransferase activity
Source: RefSeq, a predicted model, not a curated record